This is a messenger RNA of Lepisosteus oculatus (spotted gar), 1566 nucleotides long. Lineage: Eukaryota; Metazoa; Chordata; Actinopteri; Semionotiformes; Lepisosteidae. The record is from RefSeq and is a predicted model, not a curated record.
AUGGGUGAGAAGGUGUCUUCAGAAACAUUUGAGGAAGCUAUCCAAUCCAUUGUUUUAAGCAAUGCCUGGGUGGAUCUGAGGCACGUAUUGAAUGAGGAGUAUCAUUUUGACAAUGAGUCCUUUCUGAAGGGGAAAAAGCUCAUUACUGAUGGGAUAGCCAGUGUGAAAGGCAACAUUAGGCAGCAGAACUUCUAUACAGCAAGAAAGAGACUGGGGCAAAUCUUUCACACCCUGCAGGAUUUCUACAGCCACAGUAAUUGGAUCGAGCUGGGCUACAAGACUCCUUUUUCCAACUUGAUCCAAUCCAGUGCCUCUCUCGAAAAUAUUGCAUCUAAAGGUGAGCCAACAUGCAGUGACUGUGCUGAGGGGACAUGUCCGGACAACACCCUGGAAAGUAUAUUACAAGGAAGGAAGCUCACAUCAGGGUAUUUUGAUCUCAGGCCUUGGGCAUCAAAGCCAACAGGGAAGUGUAGUCAUGGUGGGUUGUCUGAUUUCACUAGUGAUGAUAUUCCCCGUGGAGGUAUCAGUAAGGAUACUUACAGUUCAAAUCAUGGCUCUCUGCAUGAAAUAGCUGCACAAAUAGCCACCACAGCUACGAUGGAACAGCUUCAGGACCUCCGCAAUGCAGCUGGAGAUGAUGAGUUUCUACGGUUAAUGGGAAUUUCUCGUCCUUCUGUGCUCUGUUUUGUCAUUGACACUACAGGUAGUAUGUUUGAUGACAUAGAAGAGGCUAAGAGAAGAUCCUUCUCCAUUAUAGACACAAAACGUGGAACCUCCAAUGAACCCUCUGCUUAUAUUCUGGUCCCCUUUAAUGAUCCUGAUUUUGGACCAGUGACAAGGACAAAGGACCCAGAAGUUUUUAAAAAGAAGAUCAAUGCUCUCACUGCCAGUGGAGGAGGUGAUGAGCCAGAGAUGUGUCUGUCUGCCCUUCAGGUGACUAUAUCAGUGCCCCCCCCUUCCUCAGAGAUCUACGUGUUCACUGAUGCCUCAGCUAAGGACUCCUACCUGAAGAGCACCAUCAUUGCACUGAUUGAGAGCACCAAAUCUGUGGUCAGCUUCUUGCUCACAGCCGGCCUGUCUCGGCGGCGACGGUGGAGCAGCAGUAGUCAGGAACACGGGCAGCUGAUUGCAGGUCGACUCUCUCAAGAUGCAGCCCUGCUGUACCAGGACCUGGCACAGACAUCAGGGGGGCAGGCAGUACGCGUCAGCAAAGGUCAACUGUCGGAGGCCUCUGCCAUCAUUUCCUCCAGUGCUGCUCUGGUGACACUGUUCCAGUCUGUGACUGACCCAGGAAAAACAGAGGAAAUAUUUUCAUUCUAUGUUGACCCCUCGGUCAGUAACCUCACUCUCUACAUCACAGGGAGCUUCCUCAACUUCAAACUGCACAGCCCUGCAGGUUUAUCUCAGAACAGUUCUGUGAUAGAAGGACCUUUAGGCAGGCUGCAUGCUGUGGGGAAUUUAUACACUGUGUACCUGGAGAACCAGACUGGACUGUGGGAGAUCAAUGUCACAUCCUCAAGGCCCUGCAGCAUCAAAGUCACAGGGCCAGGAAAGAACUGUUCGUGA